Messenger RNA from Myzus persicae (green peach aphid), 945 nucleotides. RefSeq lists its product as uncharacterized. Gene Ontology annotation, molecular function: sequence-specific DNA binding. The record is from RefSeq and is a predicted model, not a curated record. The transcript is spliced from 5 exons. The coding region runs from base 26 to 787 and encodes 253 amino acids. Lineage: Eukaryota; Metazoa; Arthropoda; Insecta; Hemiptera; Aphididae.
AAUUUGAUAUUUUUUCAAAUAAAAAAUGGUUAAAACUUGUUCAGUGAAAGGAUGCAACUCCAAAGCUGGUCAAGGAAUUAAGUUUCACGGACUUCCUAAAGGAGAUAUUUCUAAGGAAUGGAUUAAAUUUCUUGAAAAAAGUAAUCCAUCAUUUAAGCUAACAAAAACUUGUACCCUCUGUGGGCUACAUUUUGAUUCUGAUUUGGACUACGAAAUUACAGCUACCAGUGUAUAUCAAACUAAGCAAUUGAAAAAAAAUGCUGUCCCAAGUAUCUUAAACCCAACUGCACGUAGAUCAUUAUUUUGUGAGUCAAAUACUGCUUCUAAUUAUAAUGCAGAGGAAGAAGUUGUGACAUUGUCUUUAUUAGAUGCAUCUGCUGAACCUUUUGAAUCAUUAAACUGUUCAAUGUCAAGUGUAACAGAGACACUAGACACAGUUAUAGUUUCAACUGAAGCCACUGAACAAAAUACAGUAGAAACAAUAUCUAGUACAGAAAAGUCAUCAUCAGAUGUAUCUGCUAAUAAAAAGAGAAAAUGUUUUGUGGGUGAUUUUAAACAUAUUAAUGAAAUUGAUACCCCUAACAGAAGGUUGCAAUUUUGGAAUGCUUCACAUGCAACUGUAGAAAAUCAACGAAAACGAAUUAAGUUCCUGAAUAAAAAAAAUUUAUUAUUGACUAAAAGAGUGAAGACAUUAGAUGAUUUAGUGAAACAUCUAAAGGAUGAAAAAAAAAUGAUAUCAGAUAAUUGUUUUACAGUUCUGAAGGUAUGUAUUAUACUAUUGAUUUAAUUAAAUAGGCUGUAUUUACUAGUGGGUUAUAAACAUUUAGGAAACAUUGUCAAGUAGUCUGCACGAAAUGGUGAUGAAUCAAUUACAUACAUUUUCAGGGAACACAGUGACCCCAGAAUUACGAUCUUUUGCACUCACAUUGCAUUUCUAUUCACCUG